AUGAGCGACGCAGCCGAGAACCCGUUCGUCGAAGAGACGCUCUCUGACGACCCUGCGGCCCCAUCCUCGCCGCCCGCCGAGCCCUCAUCGUCCGCCGAGGCCGCGCUCCCCACCUCGUCCUCAUCUCCUCCCUCGACCUCGUCGGCUCCCGCACCGCCCACGACCGCCCAGGACGCCCAGGACGACGACGACGCGCCUCUCGCGAGUGCUGCGUACCCGUUCUCGGCCGACCCGUACCCGCAGGACGAGCCGCUCCCGCCGCCCUCGUCGGCGGCGGGGAUCGUGACGAGCGAGCAGGAGGACGUGCGUGACGAGGGGGCGGGAGACGCCGCGAGGGAGCAGGAGGGGCAGGAGGACAAGGCGCAGACGCAGCCGAGGGUCUACGAGCGCACGAGGAGGGACGCGAUCCAGAUCGUCGACGCGCUCAAGACGAGCGAGGGCGCCAGCUCACCCUACAUCGUCUACUGCAUCCGCUUCGAGAACCGCGACGUGCGGCGGCGGUACUCGGACUUUGUCUCGCUGCGACAAGCGCUCGCGACGCUCCACCCGUGCUUCAUCGUGCCGCCGCUGCCGCCCAAGAACACGCUCGCGUCGUACGCCGUCGUCGGGACGCACCCGUCCAAGGCCAAGGAGGACGCCGCCCUCAUCGCGCGCCGGCGCCGCAUGCUGUCGACGUUCCUCAACCGCACGCUCGAGCACCGCGCGCUCGGCACCGACCGCGUCUUCCGGCGGUUCCUCGACCCCGAGACGCCCUGGGUCGACGUCCUCCACUCGCCGCCGGUGACGCUCGUGCCCAAGAACGCUUUGCGCGCGCCGGCGAGCGACCCGACCGACCCGGACCUGCUCGCCCUGUUCGCCAACCUCCCGCUCCCGUCGUCGUCGGCCGCGCUCCAGCACCCGGACCAGCGUUUCCUCGACAGCGAGGUCUUCACGAACAAGUUCUCGGCGCAUCUGAGCGGCUCGAUGGAGAAGGUCAACCGGCGCCUGAUGAAGCGGUGGACCGACGCGGCGGGCGACUGGGGCGAGAUGGGCGGCGGCUUGAACGGGUUUGCGCUGCGCAUGGGCGAGGAUGGGUCGGGAGGGCUCGACGAGGCGACCGAGAAGGUCGGCAUGGCGGUCGACGCGAGCUACACGCUCACCAACUCGAUGCUCGGCAAGUGGGAGCAGGACUUUACCGAGCCGCUCCAGGAGUACACCCAGUUCUCGAGCAUCAUCAAAGGCCUCCUCAAGUACCGCCACAGCAAGCACCUCCAGUACGAGGCCGCUCGCGAGCUCCUCGAGUCGAAGCGCGCCACGCUCGAAGAGCUCGAGCGCUCCGAGCUCGAGGCGCAGCGCCUCGAAAAAGCGCUCGAGCGCGUCCGCAUCGUCACGGACGACGGCGGCUCGGACCGCGCCACGUCGCCGCCGCAGGGCGCCGCCGCGCCCGUCGGUGGAGCGGCCGAGGGCGCAGGCGCAGCGACGGCGUCGCUCCCGCCGCUGCCGAGCUCGAGCGGCUCGUUGCCGGCGUCGCCGCCGGCGAGGAAAGGCGGCGGGCUCCUGAGCGCGCUCAGCCACUCGGUCAAGGGCUUCGUCGACUCUGACCCGGAGGCGACGAGGCGCAGCUCGAUCGGCAAGACGCGCGAGCAGAUCAACCAGCUCGACGACGCCAUCAAGGCGCUCACGAACGACCUCCGGUUCGCGUCGUCGACGAUCCAGGGCGACCUCGACCGGUUCCAGCGCCAGAAGGUGGGCGACCUGCGCGAAAUGUGCCUCGACUUUGCGAGCUUCCACCGCGAGUGGGCGGCAAAGAACCUCGCCAUGUGGGAGGAGGCCAAGGGCGCCAUCGACGCCAUCAUGGACGACGACUGAAGGUCGUCUCGCCCCUCUCCUCUCUCUCUGCCCCCUCGCUCCCCUCCUUGUUCCUCUCGUACACCCUCAUACCCCUCCUUUGUCUGUCUUCUUCCUUCGUGCGCAUCGUCCUGUAUGUCACUCGCGAUUCUCAACCGUC
Molecule: messenger RNA, 1987 nt
Organism: Rhodotorula graminis WP1
Lineage: Eukaryota; Fungi; Basidiomycota; Microbotryomycetes; Sporidiobolales; Sporidiobolaceae
Exons: 6
Coding region: 1-1848 (615 amino acids)
Biological process (GO): retrograde transport, endosome to Golgi
Molecular function (GO): phosphatidylinositol binding
Source: RefSeq, a predicted model, not a curated record